AUGUUGAUUUUCACAGCGUUGUUUGUCUAUUGGUAUUUUGCAAUAACCGGUGUGAUCACUAUGAAAAGUCGACUGGAUGCACGAAAGAUUCUACCGCUAGACUCGCCACUUCAUAGGUCGUACUCGCUGCUAGAGAACUAUGUCUGGAAUGACCAUUUUACCCCGAAAUUCUACGUCAACACCGAAUUCGACAUGACCAAUAUCAAUAUGACGAGUCAGUUUUGGGAUAUGUUAAAAGAGCUGGAAUCUGUUCCCAAUUGUCGAGGACCGAUUUCUUCAUUAUGUGUGGCUCGUAGAAUGUAUGCUACUAAUCAUAAGAAUAAUAAAAGAGGAAAUUUGUUGGUUCACUCAUUUCAAUUCUACGUCGUCUACUCAAAAGUUACUGAUUGGGAUAUUCGGAUAUCGCUGUUGACUAAAUGGCGAAAUAUUAUUGACAAUAUACGAUUGAAUGUGACGUUACGAUCCGGAGCGAUGUUUGUCGAUCAAUGUACAGCUCUAAUCACUUUGCUCUCGAUGACAAUCGUAUGCGCUAUUUUUAUGCCGAAUCCAUGUAGUGUUGCGACCGCCAGCGUAUCGAUUGCUUCUAUCAGCACAGGUGUUAUCGGCCUCAUGUCGCAGUUUUCGUUCGAUCUCGAUCCGAUAGUGAUGGCAUGCCUUCUGAUGACAAUUGGAAUGAGCGUUGACACUAGAAGUCAGUUUGAGAACGGAAAGAUUGUCGAAGUCCGAAUGGCAGUCCACGAAAACGUCUCGAGCAUACCAUACAAAUAG
Molecule: messenger RNA, 768 nt
Organism: Ostertagia ostertagi
Lineage: Eukaryota; Metazoa; Nematoda; Chromadorea; Rhabditida; Trichostrongylidae
Source: the annotation of a GenBank genome assembly